GACACUGCCUGAGAAGCACACACGCGCGCCGACGGCCGCGUCGGCCGGGUCGGACGCGACGGUACACGUACACUGGGCCUGGGACGGCGCGGCCGGAGGACAGUCGCGGAUGAUACUACGCGGAAUUUUGAGUCAACAUUUAAUAACAACAACGUCGUGGGACUUUUUACCUUUGCCCUGAUUUUAGCUAAGCCUGAUCGACAAGAUUUAUAAUUGACAAAGUUCAUCUGGCUCCAACUUUGAUCAGCAACCAACAUGUCUUCAAAAUCAGUAUUAAAGUUGGCCCUGGUGCAGAUGGCUGUAUCUGCAAACAAGAGUGAGAAUCUCAGUCGAGCUGUAAAGAUGAUUGGUGAGGCUGCCAAGGCUGGGGCUAAGAUUGUUACACUCCCUGAAUGUUUCAAUUGUCCAUAUGGCACCCAGUUCUUCGCGGACUAUGCAGAGAAAAUCCCAGGCAACUCAACCCAAACACUCGCUGAAGCUGCCAAAGAAAAUAAAAUAUUUGUGGUAGGAGGUUCCAUCCCUGAGGAAAGUGAGGAUGGUAAAGUCUAUAACACAUGCACCGUCUAUGACCCAUCAGGAACCUGCAUAGCUAAACAUAGAAAAAUCCAUCUGUUUGACAUUGAUGUACCUGGGGGUAUUACUUUCAAAGAAUCAGAUGUGCUUAGCCCAGGGUCGGACCUGACUACAUUCACUGCAGAAAAUGUAAAAGUUGGUGUUGGGAUCUGUUAUGAUAUGAGAUUUGCAGAGUUGGCUCAACUGUACUGCAAAAGAGGCUGCCACCUAUUGCUGUAUCCUGGAGCAUUCAAUAUGACGACAGGCCCCGCCCACUGGGAGCUCCUCCAACGAGCAAGGGCUCUUGACAAUGAACUCUAUGUCGCGACUGUUUCUCCAGCUAGAGACGAAAAGGCAAGCUAUGUGGCAUGGGGUCACAGUACAGCAGUUAACCCAUGGGGAGAGCCAAUAAGUAAAGCAGGAUCAGAGGAGGAGAUCGUCUAUGCUGACAUCGACAUUGCAGCUGUAGAGAAAAUGCGAACCCAGAUACCCAUAAUGCAUCAGAAAAGACCAGAUCUCUACGAAAUUAAGGAUAUGAGUGAGAAGUAAACUGGAAAUGUGGCAGUAUAGGAAAUAAUUUUUUUAAAGGUUUUUUUUGCCACAUUGGGGCAAUUACUGACUUUUCAUUUCUCGGGCUACUUCUUUGCUGAAAGAGCAAUUAUACUGUAAAAGCAUAUUUCAUUAUUAUGCUGUAUGUAGAUUAUUGAUUUUCUAAAUGUUCUUGAAUAUUGUUUGUGGCAGAUUUUGGGGCAACUUUAGAAGAGAUGGUCGCCCCAAAGCAUGGGCGUCAGCGCGGAGGAUUAUCCUUUGUUCAUGGGGGGGGGGGGGCAUCUAUUGUUGCAUCCCCCCCCAAUACAAAAUAUAAUCAUCCGUUCUGAUGCCCAAGCCCCUAAGUAUACAAUUUUGCAAAUUUUAGCACUCCCAUGUAUUGCCUGUACUGCAGUGCAGCCAUUUUAAUUGAGUGUGGGUGUACCACGACCAUGCGCUCAUGUCUCCAAUGAACAUGGAGCUAGUCAUUCAGUCAUGCACAUACCAAAUCAACUAAUGGCCUUGUGUGUUUUUUAAAUAUAAUCUUGAACCGAAUUUAGCUAUAAAAGCCGGAGUAAUAAUAUAUAGCAGUACAAAGAAGCAAUUUUAAAAAACAUUUAUGCGAUAUAUAAGUGCAUAUCAUUGUUAUUCGUUCUUAACCUUAUGAAAUAUAUUGUGUAGUAUUGGGAUGGAGGUGGUGCAUUGGAAAUCUUAUUACUUUGUCAAGUAUAAUGAAAAUUACUUCAGAUUUUCAUGUUAGAUUAUAAAUUACAUGAAACACAAGUAACAUUCACUGGAGCAAAAUUGGUUCAGAAUUGACUGAAAUAUGUAAAAUAUAAACAUUGAGUCUUGUAUGUGAGUCUCAUACAUAGUAACUCUUGUGAAGAACCAACAUUUCCCUUACUGUGAAUAAGGGGUAUAUACAGGUACUGGGGAGCUCCUGCAAAAAUUACCAGUCAUUUUUUUUAACCAGUCAUGGGGGGGGGGGAGAGGAAUGACAGAUAACCUAAGGUUUGCCAAUGUGUUGGUUUAUGAAUAAAUGACUUGUAUGUCAUAUAACUUGGCAAAUAAUUCUGCCAUGAAAAUCGUCAAACUUGAGUUAUAGAGUUAUAUAACACUUGGGGUAUCUUUACAUUAUGGCGCUGUCAUAAGUCACAUGAUAAGGUCAUAGGUCAUUUGAGGCCAUACUUUUGUUUCAAAUUGACCUCCAAGACCUCUGUUACACCGGAUUUCCAAAGUAGUCUCGGGGCACCCAUAGACCAGUCUCAGGCAGGUUUCCAAUCCGGUGUUAACGCACAAACCUACCCGAGACCCCUUCUGAGGAAACCUAUCUCGGACCAUCUCGCGAUGUGUUCCGAGACCGGUCUUAGGGUGCCCCGAGACUGCUUUGGAUUCGGGGUAAACGCAAACCUGCCUGAGACUGGUCCGAGACAGGUUCGCUACAUUUGGAACGAUUAUACAAAUACAGUGCGCGCUUGCGCCCUGCUAAACCUAUCUCGAACAGCUUUGGUACUUCGGUGUAAACGCUCAGAAAACUGUCUCGGGCCGCCCCGAGACUCAUUACGAUUGCGUUGUAAUAGGGGGUCAAAAAUUAAGGUCAAGAUUUUGGAAACCAGUCUCGGGGUGCCCCGAGACUGGUCUCGGGUAGGAAAUCUGGUGUAACAGGGGUCCAAGACUCCCCAACAUGUAUGACAUAAAACUACUGUUAGUUUUAGUUCUCUUUUUUUUUAGUGAUAAUAUUCUUGUUUCGUCAUGUCUUUCAUGUUUCAAGUAUUGAAAUUGAAAAUGAGCUCAGAAAUGAGAACUUGUAACACUUAAGAGAACUCAAUAGAAUUUAUCAUCAAUACUAUAUUAUGUUAUUCAUACCUAAAAUCCCUGUUCUACUAUAUUAAUUGAACAUGUAUAGAUAUUAUCAAAACUAAAAAAAAUAAUGUAUUGUUAUUCUUUUAUGAAGUAUGCAGGCUUUAAUAAUAAACAAUAACUGAGCAUUGGAAAAAAUGAAAUCUUUAUGAUAAAAUACCAUUUGCCCAAAGGCCUGCUUCCAUUUUGCUUAGUUAAUUUUCAUACCUGUAUUUGUAUAACAAAGCAGGUGUUUAUUUAUCUUCAACCAUAUUAUAACUGCGUGAUUUCUGACCAGGUUUUUUCCAGGUGGGGGGUCAAAGGUAAAUUACCAAUUCAUCUACUGCCAACACGUCCACUCAUCACAUGGUCUACCUUCAUUUAGUCUAAUGCCAUUACGUCCAUCAACAUUUCGUCUAACAACCAUUUGCUCCAAUCAUCACUUUGACUAAUCACCAUUUCGUCUAUGACCAUUUCUUCUCAUAACCAGUUGGUCUAAUAUCCAUUUCAUUUUCAUCCAUUUUGCACAAUAAACACUUAGACUAAUCAGACCAAGUGGUAUAUGGACUAAAAGGCUAGUGGACCAACUGGUUAUUAGACAAAAUGGUGACUGGACGAAAUGGCAGUUAGACCAUGUGGAUAGUGGACGAACUGAUGGUAGACCAAAUGAUAGUAGACGAGUUGGUAAUUGGAUGAAUUGGAAUUGGACCAAUUGAAAAUAAACCAGGUCAAUUUGAGCCCCCCCCCCCCUCAGAACUUGGCUGCCAAUUACACAAUCACCGCAAAAAAAAUGCAUGUGCAUAGAGCAGACCUUUUUUUUUUUACUAAAUCGUAAUUUAUUGAGAAAAAUAAUCUCUAUAUAUCUCUAUUUCAUAAAACGUACACAAAUAUGGUUGUUAGAUCAAUGUAAUUUCAGGUAACUUGUUUUUUUUUUCAAUCAUUUUGUUAAAACCAGGGUGAAGAUAUACACAUGUUUUAAUGUUUUUUUUUUCAUCUGCAAGAGCAGUGUGCACUUAAGCUUGCAUGCAGCUUGAGCGCCGCGAUGAGCGAGUGCGCCAAGCAUUUUAUUAUGAAAUACACUUUUUUGGGGAAAAAUACAGUUUUUCAUUCCCAGAGGUUGGCAGGUCUGCAUAUUUAUCUCACAUGGUAAAAAUACUGAUUUUUUUGUCAAAAUACUGAUUUUGGGGGAUAAGAAUCCUGAAAAUGCAAAAUACAACUUGGCAGCUCUGAUAGAGCCUGAUGUAAACUACAAGACUGUCAUAUCAACAUCUUCAAGGAAUGCUUUUGCAUGUUCUGGGCCCCUGAUUCAUAAAGAGUUAAAACAUUGUAUCAAAAUUAGCAAUUAUGGCAGCUACCAAGGUAACCAAUCUCAGCAGCCAAUCACAAUCAAGGUUUCCAUGGUAGUUACUAUAUUAGUCUCUAUGAAACGGGUCCCAGAUCUGAAAAAUUACAUCCUCUAAAGUUGAUUGACUUUGUAAAGUUCGACUUGAGGAGAUUUACCUGUAUGCUUGUGCCUGCUUUCUGUUUUGUAAACAAAUAACCUGUGCAAUGAAAUGUAACAUUACUCUUUAUUAAGUAACACAACAUUUGCUCCUGCGACAAUUGCUUCGGGCUAUAUUUCAUCUAAGUUAGGGUUAGGUUUAGGGUUACGAUUCAAUAGGGUUUUAUGUUUGGUUUAGGGUAUGUUGUAGUGUUAAAGCCUGGUGUGAACUUAGUCUUUGAUUAGUAUGUGGAAUUCAUUGCGGAGCAAUUGACGCUGGAGCAAAUGUGAUGUAAUACUUUUUGUAAUCAUUUUAUGAUUGUUGCACAGCUCUUCCGAAGAGUUUGUGCUUGUGAUGUCCGUAUGAUGAAACAAAGGCUGUAUUGAUAAUCAGUUUUGGAAAUUUAAUAAAAUUAUAUUUUCAAA
Molecule: messenger RNA, 4825 nt
Organism: Lytechinus pictus (painted urchin)
Lineage: Eukaryota; Metazoa; Echinodermata; Echinoidea; Temnopleuroida; Toxopneustidae
Product: omega-amidase NIT2-like
Exons: 9
Coding region: 256-1101 (281 amino acids)
Biological process (GO): oxaloacetate metabolic process; L-glutamine metabolic process
Cellular component (GO): mitochondrion
Molecular function (GO): omega-amidase activity
Source: RefSeq, a predicted model, not a curated record